Messenger RNA from Manduca sexta (tobacco hornworm), 1047 nucleotides. RefSeq names its product H/ACA ribonucleoprotein complex subunit 2-like protein (gene NHP2). The transcript has 2 exons. The coding region runs from base 83 to 559 and encodes 158 amino acids. Gene Ontology annotation, cellular component: box H/ACA snoRNP complex. Gene Ontology annotation, biological process: rRNA pseudouridine synthesis; snRNA pseudouridine synthesis. Gene Ontology annotation, molecular function: box H/ACA snoRNA binding. The record is from RefSeq and is a predicted model, not a curated record. Lineage: Eukaryota; Metazoa; Arthropoda; Insecta; Lepidoptera; Sphingidae.
UCAACAAACUGUCAAAUUGUGUUAGCAUUGUGUACGGCGCACACGUGUUUAUUGAGAUAUAGUUGUUUAUAAAUUGCUUAAAAUGGGUAAAGUUAAACAAGAACCUACAGAACAUGAAGAGACAGAGCAAGCGGACGUGAGUGUAAAAACUGAAACAUUAAGUUACGAUGACAAAGUAAACAACUGCAGUGUGAUCGCCAAGCCGAUGGCCCCCAGAAAACUAAGCAAAAAGAUUUACAAACUAAUAAAAAAAUCUAGUAGUCAUAAGAACCACAUUAAAAAUGGACUUAAAAUCGUACAGAAACAACUGCGUUUGGGAGAGAAAGGUUUGGUGUUUUUCGCCGGUGACAUAUCUCCGAUAGACAUCAUGUGCCACCUACCUGCAGUGUGUGAGGAGAAGGAUGUGCCUUACUGCUAUACUCCAAGUCGACUGGACAUCGGUUCUGCUAUGGGAACCAUGAGAGGAUGCAUCAUGGUCCUUGUCAAGGAACAUGAAGACUACAAAGACUUAUUUGAUGAAGUCAAGAGUGAAAUUAAGUUUCUGGCAAACCCACUUUAAAUUUUAUUAGUUAAUUAGGUUAAGAUUUGAAUAAGGCCCAAAAAUAUUAAAUAUAUUUUUAAAAAACACUUGUUUUAUCACAUUUCCAUACAUUUUUGGACAGUUAUUCUUAAUAUAAGGAUAUUAAAAGAUUAAAUAAAACAAGUCAAUAUCAUUUACACAUACAUUUAAUACACUUAUUAAAAUCUAUGGGUACGUAAAAAAUGGCAGAUUGUCAUUUAUUGACAGUGAAGAUUGGCAAAAUACAAUUAAGGGUUCACACACUAUCCAUUGUCGCAUUGCAAUUGUAAUCAUGAACAUUAGUGCUACAUUAUAAUUUCAGAAGUAUGUAAUACAACAAAGAAUAGAAAUAGAAAACAAAUGCUUACAUAGAAUUUGUUAACUUAAUAUCUUACUAAAAGUAUUCAAGUCAUCUUUUAAAAAUGGCUCCUUCAUUUUUGUAAGUGACUGCAAAUGUCUAUUAAUAUAGUCAUUGUUAUUAUGAGUUC